This is a messenger RNA of Mastomys coucha (southern multimammate mouse), 6757 nucleotides long. RefSeq names its product inhibitory synaptic factor family member 2B (gene Insyn2b). Gene Ontology annotation, biological process: inhibitory postsynaptic potential. The transcript has 4 exons. Gene Ontology annotation, cellular component: postsynaptic density. NCBI's taxonomy places the organism in Eukaryota, Metazoa, Chordata, Mammalia, Rodentia, Muridae. The record is from RefSeq and is a predicted model, not a curated record. The coding region runs from base 2448 to 4055 and encodes 535 amino acids.
UCGAUCCGCAAGGCUUGUUAUUCCCAGUGGCUUGAUUUGAAUUGGAAGAGGAGGAAAUGCAAAGAGCAAACCUCAGAGGAGCUCAAGUUGCUUGGAAUUACCUCAAACAGUCUGUGAUCUCUUAGGGUUUGUUUAAAGAAACUUCUAUGCCUUUUUUCUUUCUGUCUGUCUUUAAAUAAUGAAAAAGAGAGAGGGGUUUUCCAUUCUUCAUUGGAGAGUUUGACCAUUUUAUGAAAUAAACCAUUAUUGUUUUAUUAGGAGUCAGUUGGUGUGUUAGAGUUCGCAGAUCAAUCAAAAUCACUUUUACCAGCUUGUUAAUUUCUUUGUCCUGAUCAGCACAUAGAAAAGCCCAGUCGGGUGCCUUUCACUAGGAUUUGCAUGCAUUGUCAUGGAAGUUUAGACAAGUCACUUGCAUUUGCCUGUUAAUCAAAAAUUGACUGCUUUAACUCGAACCCGGAAGCUUCCUGAUUUUCUACCACAGUGCCUAGCUCACUUUGGUAUCGAUCCUUAGGUGAUCACAAAGAUGUGACUAACAGACACCCUGAAGUAGAGCGAUCCACAGGCAGUAGGUUCAUUAAAGGCUCUUCUCUGUCAUUUGAAUCUAAUGGCCAUUCACGCUUUCUCAUGCACUGAAGGAAUAAUGGAGUCACAUUGUGCUUCUCUGACGGCUAGUCUCUUUCAAGAUUGUCUUCAAAAUGGCACUGUGUCUUGGCCCUCUCCCCUUUUCACAAGUUUGAGACCAGACUUUCAUAACUGCCAUGUCUAAAAUGCUUAGAGAAAUCGGGGGUGGGGGCAGGGGUGACACUCAGACCUGGCAACCAGCAUAGCCCUAAGGUCGACCGUUGCUCAAACUUUAUAUCAUUAAAAGUUCAAACUCCCACCCCCUCCAACGACCUAGAAAAAAAAACCUUAGUGUUGCAUGAGGUUCUCGGGGAGUUGGGGGAUCCCCUGUAAUCUGAGCCAAUUAAAACCCUCUUCUUUUUAUUCCUGGCAGAAAUUCUAUAAUAGACAUAUAUUUACUACCAAGGCAUGAGGCAGCCACUCAUCCAUACCAAAGCAGCAUGCCAGGUGCCCGGAUAGGAAAUUGCUUCUUAAAACAGAGUACCAGAGGGACUUGCAUAUUAAAUUCCAGAGAGAAAUUGAAUCUGAGACUCUGCGCAAACCAGGCAGAGUCACCUCGCUCUAAUCGGGUGGUUUAAAAUGUGGCUAAUGAAUCACAGCAUGAAGAGACACAGUUUGAAACUAGGUCAAACGUGUAAAAAUAAGUGCAAUCAUCGAAGACAUUUGGCUGAUGAGGGGCUACUUAAUGCUAGAGUGGAGGGGCACAUUUGCCGCAUAGGACCCUCUUCAGCUACCUGAGACAAUCAAUUCUUUUCAUUAAUCCAGCUCAUCACUACACUCAGAGGUCUCACACAUCUGGGGGAGAGAACUGAAGCUCUGAGACAAGGAAAAUCAGUCAGGAUCUCUUUACUAUGUGCUGACAAGAAACCAAGAGGAAACCGAUAGAGUGUGACCAACACAGCAGAUGACUUGAGCUCUGGCACUUCCUCAUUGCUCAGAAAGGCUGUCUGGUCUCCAGCGCUGAUCCCAUUGAUGCAGUGACCAUAGUUCUCAGCUGAACACCUCCAAAUAAAGGCUACAGAUGUGGCUCACUCCCCAUAUGUGGAUUUCAGCCAAGACUGAAACACAGAGCCCAGCCUUCUGAGUCUCCCCCAUGCCUCCGUUCUGUCCUUUUCAUCCCUUUCUGGCUUUGGUGAGGCUAUGUGAGGAGUUGAGUUUCCCUCACUGAAACACAGAGAAGCAGCACAGAAGAAAAUAAUGGCCCCAACGGAGAAAUUUCUGAUUGACAUCAGUGGAGAAGUUCCCUUAGGAACAUCAUGUACCAUCAAAGCAGGAGAGCCCCAGGUCAACUCUUACUCUGCCUAUUUCCGUGCUACUACAAGAAGAUGUAUUUAAGGUUCCCAUAGCCUUGCACUGCGAAUCAAUGCUCUGGGGAAAGCAGCCAUAUGGUCUAGAGAUAGCAGGUUCCUCUUGGAGUUCACACAUUCUGAGUGUGGCAGUAUCCACCAAAUGGUACAUUUAUUGUCUUUUUGCGCAAGGCAGAGAACUUCUAGGAUCAGAACUGCUCCUUGGAAUCCACUGAUGGAUGAGCCCAUCGGUUCUCUUGGUAGGUCAGAUGUUUCAUAAUUAGCCUAACUCACUGAUGAUCUGUUCAGCGGUUAGGACUACAGUGGCAUAAUAUUUCAACUGCGGGGGAAGCACUCCAGACAGCUCCUGAGUAGACCAGUCAGGCUGGGAAUGGCCGACAGGGCUUCCUGUAUUAAGAAGAGAGAACUACUACAUCGUGCUUGGCCAGCCUCCUUGUCUCCAUCAUUAGACACUGCUCUAAAGACCUAAGGGAGAUGUGCCCAGGACAAGUGUGUGGUUCUUUUUCUCAGUGAGGCUCCAUGGCCCAGCAAAGUAUGAAAGUGAGGCCCGUGCUCCUAAAGCGAAGCAGCCUUGAGUCUGUGGAGCUUGUGAAACAACCGCACCACCGCCGGAGCAAAUCGCAGCAAGUGCGCUUCAAGGAAGAUGGCAACAAUAAGAAUCCAACUGGCGUGACGGAGGUCCACACCCAAACCCCGGAAGACCCAGGUGGAAUGGGGAAGACGCCAGUCUCCAGGCACCACCAUCCUGCCGCCUACUCGCUCUCUUUUCCCAGGUCCCACAAGGCAGGGGGCUUCCGCAGCAUCUCUAUCCAGACCUCCCCCAGUCUCAGGAAGCAUUUCCCAGUUUUCAAAAGGAAGAAACUCACGACUAGCAAGUCCCUGGCGGAAAUGCCAACAGCGUCCCCAAGUGCCAUCCAGGUCAACGGCAACCUAUCUGAACAGGAUAUUGUGUCCUCUGACCUUGCCUUCCUGAGGCUGGCUCAGCAUCUUGAGGAUGGUCCUCGAAGGCUCAAAAUCCCCCAUCCAUUUCUCCCCAGGAUGCCCAAGGUGCAAAGCAAUGGGCCUGUCAGCUUCUGCUUAGAAUCUGGGCCUUGGAUGUCCUCAGAGAAAGCGACAGCUGCCAUUCAGGUUCCAGAUGAUAUUUGUCACAGUCCAUCCUGGGAAGCUAGAGAGUCUGCUUUCAGCCCAGAAAGCUCAGCUGAAGAGAGCAACCCCAUACCUGCACUGAUCUCUACGUGUCCAGGGGAUGGGCAAAGAGCAAUGACGUCAGAUCUGGAGAGAGUGCCCCCCUGCUCAAAUACCAAUAGCAGUGCCAACAAUAUCCUAGGCACAGAAAAACUCACACCCGAAUUGCUUUUGCCCAAAGACAACCCUGAUGACAAAGACAUUGGCCUUCCAUUAUCUCAGUCAAAGAAGAUGUGUGUUCCCUCACCACCACGGACUCACAGCUCGCCCGAGCCAGGCUCCCAUAGCCAGCCAGUCCACCUAGGAAGAGCUUCUGAUUGCUCAGCAUCGAGCGACAAUCACCAGGACCUGGAGUCACUCAAAAGUAGCAGCGCAUCCAAAUCUGUCCCUGUGUGCUGGGAACAUGUGACAAAGCUCCCCAGCCAGUCAGACACCCCAGAGCUUCAGACCAGUGUUGGAAGGGAGCGCCUACUUUCAUCAGUUCCAAGGCAGGAGGACAGAGCUCAGAGCAGCAGGGAGGUAGGUGCAAGAAAUCACAGUCACCUGGUACAGGGAGAGCUCUGUGAUCUCCAAGGCCGGCUGCAAUCGGUAGAGGAAUCGCUGCACUCAAACCAAGAGAAAAUUAAAGUCCUAUUGAAUGUGAUUCAAGAUCUGGAGAAAGCUCGCGCUCUCACUGAAGGACGGAACUUUUAUCGGACUGGCCAAGAUCUGAACAACUGCAGUACCUGCCAGAACACAGCGUGCAUCAUAUACAGUGUAGAGUACGAUUUCCGGCAGCAGGAAGGCAGGUUCCAUGAGGUUCUCCAGAGCCUGGAGGAGGCGGAACCAGUUGAGGAAGCACCUUCGCCACCCAAAUCUCCGGCAGAAGCCCCAGUCCCCGAGAAACAGGACUUACGGAGGAAGAGCAAGAAGGUGAAAAAGAAGUGCUUCUGGUGGAUAUGAGAAGAUUGGGGCUCCCUGCAUCCCUUCCUGAGAAGGGGGGGUCGCCUCAAGGCCUCCCCGAUCCUCUGCAAAAGUGCAGGCUGAGAUCCUCUUGACCUGUGAGACAGGAGUGCCUCAGAGCUGGUAUACCACUGGACACCUGGUCACCAACCUUACCUUAGUGUGCGCCAAGGCUUGCAGAGGAUUUUGUGGACACUUGCGUGGCCAAUUGUUGCCGAGAGCUCCCUGUCCCUCACAGCUGGGCUUCACCCUCAUCCGCUAAGCUCAGAUUCCCACCAUUAGCUAAUGCUCAGUGCACUCCCCCCACUUCCCUGGCAGCAGGCAUUUCCUCCCUACCCUGAGGUACCCCAAAGGUACAGAAAUAAGUCUGUGUUGUGCACUGCAAGAAGAGGAGCAUUGUGAGCAAGCAUCCUAGAAAAUAUCACACAAUAAGCUGGCAGGGUUCUAGGAUUUACUAUACAAAAGCACAACAGAAGUGAGUAGAGCCUAACAAUGCCCUGAAUGUAUUAAGUUGUCCUCUUUUUUUCAACUAGCUGUUAGAUUUCAAAGCGAAUGGCUGUGUUCUUGUAAAGUAUGGGGUGUGGCAGAGUAAGGUUGCCCAUGGGUAUUAGGCACUUAUUGUGUUAUCUGUGUGACUGGAACUCAGGUGACUUUCAUAGCUGUCACUUAAUUAUCAUAUGUCUCUGUAUGCCCGGUGGGGGGUAAUUGAGGGGGCUUUAAUGUUAGGGUCAUUUACCUGUUAGCGUUCAUUUUACCUGUAACAUUAAGGGUCUUAAGACUUAGCAACUUGUAUGUCAGUAUAUCUUAUCAAGUGACGUUAACAAGGCUUAACUACAAUAUAGCAUUUUUUCCUCAUCCACCCAUCCUUGUGACAACCAUGUAGAUAGGCCCAAACAUGUUACUCUACAGUUACCCUUCCAGGUGACCAGGUUGCUGUCACCUGAUCUAGGAAGAAACAGGACUGAGAAUGAGAAUGGAAGCUCCCUCUUCCACAAAGAUUUGAGCUCCUUAAGAUCUAGCUCGUUCCAUUGACAAGACCUCCACUCAUGGAUGUCCGGUCAAGCUUGCACACCAAGCCAACUCCUAAAGCAGUGUGAUUAAGUAAUUGCUACCUAGUCAGGCUGAAUAGGAGGCAAGGCUUGGAGACCUCUGCAUUAAGUUCAAUGUUCCUUCAGCCUGUGAUUGGACUGACAACUGCCAGAAAUGUGAGCCACACCUAAGCGAAGAAAGCAUUUGAUAACCGCCCCCUUGCCAAGGACCCGGUGUCUGAGUGAGUCUCUGCUGGACACGUGGGGUGUGUGUACCUCACUGCCAACUGAGGCUAAUUGAACAAACCACUCCAACAAUUUCACCUCCCUUGUCACAGUGCUGCGGUGCAAAAGCUAUUUCAGGGAGAGUGAGGGAAACUUGGCAAGGAAUCUGGGCUUGCACUAUUUAAGUCUUGGGAUGUCAUUUGAGAUGUUCUCUCUGUUUCUAGUGCAAUGUUUAAACCCACAACGUGAGACCAGAAUAUAGAAUGUCAAGUUAGAAUUAAGAUAAAUAUACUUGUCAUGCUUAAGAAACCACAUUUCAAUUAGAUAUGUUACCACUGGCCAAAAGCCACAGAUCUUUCUUUCUGUAUCCACACACUCAACUCUCAGUUGGCCCCAGCAAUGGAAAAAAACAGUAGUACAUAGGAUAAUCCAAUAAGCAAACUCAUUUGGGAUCUCUUAUAUAAUUUUAUCUUGCAGUGGGGCUUCCAUCUUAAUUUGUUUUGCUUACACUAAUUUCAAAUGAAUUUAUAUUCCAGAAUAUCAGGAUGGAAUGAAAAUAUUCUUGCACUUAGACCUCAGAGACCCAGGAAAUAGAAUAGCCUAAUCCACUAACCUGGAGAAAAUGGUAUAAUUGUGUGCUUUCUUGACUGGGCUGAAGAAUGACUACACCCCCUGAUUUCUAAGCUCUGUAUACCUCCUAACAGUGGGGGAGCGCAGCUGUGAGAGCUAACUGCAGCCUUUGUACUGGUUAGCCUGGAGAAACGAGGAGAUGUCUGGGGUGGCUCUUAUCUUCACCUGUAUAUGGCAAGUUAGGGGCCUUGUAUAAACUCAGAACUGAAUGAGAUGAAGAUAGGACUGAAAAAUGUUAACAUUCCCUGAGAGAAAAAUCAACCAAGGUCAUGUGAUUUUAUACCAAAGCACAACACCACAUCGCAUUGCUUAGGCCACACCAAUCUAUACCUGGAGAGAAGGUUCCUUCUGGUAAUUGAAUCCUGAACAUCAGUAUGGGGGGAAAAGGAUUGAUAAACACCAGCCUGCUGAACAGAAAGGGUCAUCACUACAUUAAAUAAAAAAACAUACUCAUAUAUACCAAAACUCUAUAAUCUGUUACUCGUGUUGAGUAGCAAUGCUUCUUUGUAAAAUAGUAUGUAAUAUGAUAUUCUACAGAAAUGCUAUACUUGAGGUUAUAUGGUUUUAUGGAAAGAGAUUCAUUUAGCAAAAAUUACUUUUAUGAAAUGGAAGGAGAAAGGACUGAUGGGCCUGUUUAAAUUGCAGGGGUUUAAUGUAGCUGCUCCCUCUAUAUAAAACACUCAGCAUCCCUGGAACUUAAUGCCAGCUCAUCUGUAGAGCGCCUUCUUGAAGACAAUGUAUCACUGUAAGGUUUUGUAAAUUUCUAAACUGUUUUAAAUGGGAUAUUAUCUUUUGCAAUAAACUUAAGUAUUUUUCCUA